AUGCAGUCCGCCCCAAACUUCUCCACCACCAGUCUGAACAUGCAGGCUACUACGACGACGGCUCCGUCAGCCGGACAGAAUGUCGGCUUGUGUUGUCAUUGCGGAAGAGGACUCCCGUACGAUACAUACCACAUCUGCUGUCUGUUCUGCGAUCUCAAUAUCUGCGCCGACUGUCACCGGACACACCCCGCAACCCACCAGCCGUAUUUCAAGUAUCUCCUCGACCGCAAAACCCAGCGAGGUACCCGACCAACACCAGCGUAUUGCACAAAAUGCAAACAUCCAUCCCAUUCCGGUCUGUCGUGUAAUGACUGCGAGUUCAAUAUCUGUGUCAACUGCGUGGCCACGAGCCGCGAUCUGUUGGCGAACCAUGCUCAUGGCAAGUUGACCAUGACCAGAGCCCCGGACGAUUUAGGACUUGGAAUGUAUAGCUUGCAGUGUGAUAGCUGCCAUGCUGGUGCCACUCUGUCGCAUUGCGGGCGUUGUUUAGGCGGAAUAAAAAAGGGACAGAAUUUUUGGACAUGUGUGACAUGUAUCGUGGAUUACAAUGCGCAAAUUCGGUUCUGUGGGGACUGUCAGGCCCCAGGACUCAGAGAGCACGAUCCAACUCAUAGGUUUGCCUCGUUUCUUUAUCGCGUCGAUAUAACCAAGGACCCCAAAUACAAUACCGUCAAAUGUCUAGAUUGCAAGUCAAAUGUCCCUUUCAGCGGCCGCGAACUGGCCCGCCACCCUCAUUCUCGAUUUCAACUAGUCAUGGGCGAAGCAGAACGAGAUCGUAGAUACUUUCAGAGUUACCGGACAUGCGCUCGAAAACCGGUCAGAGAUAUGGCAACUAUGUCCGCUGAAGCUCACGAUAUUCUCUGCGGCUGCUGUAACCAUAAAAUUGUAUUCAAUGCGAAAGUAUUCAUGUGUCCGACAUGUACUAUGAUCACCUGCGAGACAUGUGCCGAAUCCGGUGGUGCUCGCUCACAUCCUCAUAUUAUGAUUCCAGUUUUCCUCGAGCGGACUAUUCCUUUUGCUCUGCUUGGACAGGCCAUGGCAAAACCAAAUGCACCAGUCAAACACUGUGCCAAAUGCGACACGUCGAUAUCCCCCGAUAGCGACUCAUUUAUUCAGUGCAAUCAUUGCGAGGAAUGGAUUAUAUGUCUUCUAUGUACAAAACGGACCAAUAUGCCCGUUCGGCACGCAUGUGCUGAAGCUGUUGAGAUGACAUUCUUUGAUCCUCUUAAGCAGGCAAAUAAUUUGGUUGUGGCCAAGAUUAUGAUGGCCCAAAAGGCCAAAGCAGCUGCAGUCGCCUUGAAACAACAGCAGGCAGCUCUCCAGCCGUCGUUCGCGAUCAGGCGAAAGAAUCCGUCCAUCACAUCAGGCUCCUCGAUUUCUUCAAUUUCUCCUGUCUUGUCUAUGGCUCAAACGGCCGACUUACCACAACUUCCGGCAACUUCUCAACCUGGUUCUCAGUUAGCAAUGAAUCAACAGUUGGCACAACUCUCUGGCUUGGGUUCCACAGGACUUCCCAUGCAAAGUGCCCUGCCUUCAAUACAGCCAAGUGUUCAAGGACCAAUCUAUGGCGAAGAGGUCAAACGCAAGUCAUUACAGCCGGGAUUGAAAAAUGCAUCCAAAGCUAUGUUCGACGGAUCGGCAAAUGCUUCAAAGGCGGCCUACAAUAAGGCCUCAAACAUGGUCGAGAACAUGGACAAGGACUCCAUGAAGAAAGUUGGCAAAAAGGUAGCGGCAGUCGCAGGCGCGCUUGGUGGGCAGGCGUUACGACAAUAUGUACGGCAGGAGACUGGUCUCACGUUACCGCGCAUCCGUCCGAAUCAGAAACCGAAUCAGCAAGCCCAAGUUGCAAAUGCACAGCUGCUGGAGAUUAACAAACUCAAUGCUCUCAAGCAACAGUUGGAAAUGAAGCAAAAGAUUUUGCAACUUCAAAAUCAAGUCGCACUGCAACAGCAACAGCAGCAGCUGCAACAGGCUCAGAAUCAAGUCGCACUACAGCAGCAGCAGCAGCAACUACAACAGGCUCAGAAUCAAGCGGCCAUACAAGCAAGUGCCUCUGCUGUGCCAAUGGCAGCCGCGAAUAUGUUGGGACAGGCACAGCCGGGAGUCCCUCAAAUGGCUCCAGGUGCACAGUCGAAUCAAGGAAUGGCAGGUCCUGGGGUACUUCAUCAACCGACGCCGAUUAUGGGUGGAACAAACGGUAUUCCUCCUGCUAUAGCAGGUGUGAGCACACCAGGCCCAUACAACUCUAAUUUGAACAGCAUGGCUCCGACGCCUCUGAAUGAACCUAGCAACACACUUGGCGUCCCAGGCUAUAACCCGAGUGCUAUUACUUCAAGUCAAGCAAACGUGGCGUCUAGUGUACACAGCUUCGACUCUAAUGAAAUGGCGCCGAUUCCUGCCAGCGAGAUGCAAUGGGCGACUACGCACGCGUUGAACCCCAACCAUAUGGCUCCUAUACCGCCAAGUGAAGCGAAUGCCGCCAGCGUACACAGUUUCGAUUCUGAAAUGGCUCCUAUUCCUGCGUGCGAGUUGAACUCUUUACCUGUGAAUGAUAGCAGCAUGGCCCCUAUUCCCCCCAGCGAGGCGGGCAUGGCACCAAUUCCAGCGUGUGAACAACCUUCUGCAGGCCAUUCAAAUUCGCAUGACGCUUCGCACCCUGCAUCAGAUCAUGUCAAUCCCUCGCAUCAUGCGGAGGGUGAACAUACACAGCAAGCAAACACACCUGCAACUCACUCCGAGCAACAUCCACAUAGCCCGGAUCAUCACAGCAAUUAUCACCAACCUUCGGUGGAGGACGAGCCAGAAAGUGAGACUGCACAGUCUACUCAUGCAACAUCCUCGGAGAGUCAUCCCACUACAGUGCAUGACUCCUCACACGCUAGCGAAAAUCAUCACUCGCCAGGACAUCAACAUGAUUCACAAGACACUCAUGGUCAUCCUCACGAUCCUCAUGCUCAUUCUUAUGCCCAUCCCGAUCCCAACGCCCAGCAGGCUCACGACAGUCAUGGAUUCAAUUCACAUGCAGACCAUCAAGGCCAUCAAAGUCCUCAACAGUCGCAAAUUCCAGCCAACAACCAUCCAUUCUCAUCACCUGCUACUCCCACUCCGAGCCAAGGUGGCUAUCAACAGUUCACUCCACAUUCUGUAGGAUCUCCGAAUGCACAUGGCGCCUCCCCGAAUCUUCAUCCUUUCUCGGGUACCCACCAGCCAUAUCCUCCCACAAGCUCAAGUCCAGCACCUGGUCAAUCGCAUUACGCGCAUAGUCCAAGUCCUCAGCCACAGGUGUACGGUCCUAACGUUCAACAACCACCGCCAAACCAAAACAGCCCCAUGCCAAUCAGGCCGCCAAUUUCUGGUGGAGGACAGGCUGACGAGUAUUAUCAAAACCACCCUUUGAACCAGGGAGGCACAGCUGGAGGUCCCUCUCCUCUUAAUAACGUCACUUACCCGCAACAACAGAAUGUCCCUCAUACUCAGAUCAACUCACAGAGUCUGCCACCUUCUCUCCCGCCGCAAACCCCCAUAACUACAAUGACAGGGAAGCCACCUCAACCUCAGAGCUCAAUAACUGCAUUGCCAGGAAACAACUUGUAUCCGUCACCCCAGCCACUGAACCCGAUAACUGGAAUAUUACCUGGGGCGACACCGGCCCCGACAGCCAGUCCUGGUCAAGUUGCACCACAGAUUAACAUUAAUGUGCAGGCUAGUGGAACCGGUGGAACCGCCCAGGGUACUGCAGAGUCGUCCAAUGUAGCCCAAAUGCAGCAGCAGGCUAACAUGAAUAUGCAAAGUCAACAAAUCCAGGCAUUACAACAACGUAUACAGAUGAUGAACUUGCAGCAGCAACAGGCGAGCCAACAACUCACCCAGCAGCUCCAAUCUAUAGGAAAUCAACAAAAUAGCGGCAACUCACAACUCAUUGAGCAACUUCAGUUGCAGCUCCUGACGAGUCAACUUCAAGGAGGACAACAACAACAAGGAAACAAUCACCCACUUCUUCAAGAGGGACUUUCUAUUAUCAAUAAUUUGACGUCGAACACGGGCCAGCAUAACCACAUGAACAAUAUCCUGCAACAGCAGCAACAAUCAGAAAUGCAAUUCCUGAACCAAAUGAAUCAAAUGCAACAGCACGAACUCAAUGCCGAGAUGACGGCGCUGAACAAUCAAGAGCAGGCAAAUUUCCAAUUGGAGCAGUUGAAUGCUCAACUGGCCGGCCUGAACAGCAUGUCUGGAAACAACGAUACUACUCUCAUGAGCAACAACCUGGACGUUGUUGAUGUCAACAACUACAAUGUAAAUAUCGAUGUUGAUCAGUCGAUAAAUAUGCAGUCCAACGUGGAUCUUGGAUUCGGCAUGUCCGGCACGGAUACAGUAGGAUUUGACAUGUCCGGCAUGGGUACAGUUGGGUUUGACAUGACCAGCACGGAUACAGUAGGAUUUGACAUGUCCGGCACGGAUGUAGGAUUUGACAUGUCAUCUAGCACGGAUGUGGCGUUUGGUAUGGAUGAUGGUUCUGCUUUUGUAUCUGAAAGCACUUUUGAUUCAGUUGAUUUUGAUUUUUGA
Talaromyces marneffei is the source of this 4563-nucleotide messenger RNA. RefSeq lists its product as uncharacterized. The coding region runs from base 1 to 4563 and encodes 1520 amino acids. Lineage: Eukaryota; Fungi; Ascomycota; Eurotiomycetes; Eurotiales; Trichocomaceae. The record is from RefSeq and is a predicted model, not a curated record. The transcript has 5 exons. Gene Ontology annotation, cellular component: cytoplasm.